AGAAAAAGGCGGAAGUUAGCAACGCAUCGCAAAGCAGUUAACAAAUAACCCGUACAAAACGAAUCGCUUUUGGGCUUUUAAUUGUGCUUGUUCUCCUCUUAUGACAUUUCUGGUGUGUCCAAAAGAGUGAAAAAUGCGACAGUGCUGUUUUGUCUCGUCUGCGUGCAUUUCAAAGUGUAGACUUACAAGCUAGAGUUAGCCUGUUAGCUUCGGACAAAGAGAACCGGAAGUUAGCAUCACAAGCUUAGUGUCGAUGUUGUGUAAAAAUGUUUUUAAAGUCUGGUGAAUGAGCGACUAGCAAAUGUUGAAAUAUAAAUAUAUGUAGUGUUAGAAAUAACAAAGUUCGAGGGGGAACUUUCUGGAUCUAAAAAAGAAGAUGUACGAGCGACGACGUCAACUACGAGCUGCUGUUUUCUAGCUUCAAAUGGAGUCACGUGGAGCAGGUGUCAGCGAAAAUCUUCAGCAGGAGCCACAGCCCGUCCAUCUUAAAGAGAAAGAGGAAGAGUCAGAGCCAUCCCACAUUCAGGAGAACGAGGAGGGACACAGCAUUAGUCCGGAUGAAGAGCAGCAGAAGGAGGAGGCUGUCUACAAGUUUCCAGUGACUUGUGUGGUGGUGAAGUGCGAAGAUGUUGAAGACGAAGUUCAGGGGUCCCAGAAGAAAGGGGCGGAGCCUUCAAACAGCAGCCUAACUCCACACAUAGCAAAAGCUGACUGUGGAGCUGACUUAGCGCCACUAUCAGAUAGCGAGGACACAAUGUCACACUCUCCUGACUCUGAUGAAGAAGACUAUGAAGCUGACAUGACGUGUCACACUGUUAACAAACACUUUAAAUGCUCCCAAUGUGACAAAACAUUUGGCAGCAAAAGUAAUCUAAAAAGGCACAUGGGGUGUCACACGGGAGAAAAACUAUUCAACUGCUCGGUGUGUGGCAAAGAAUUCUCCCAGAAAGGAAUCUUAAUGAGACACGCGAGAACACACACCGGGGAGAAACCUUUUUCUUGCCCGUUCUGCGCCAAAAGGUUCUCUAUAAAGGGAAAUUUGAUCACGCACACAAGAAUACACACCGGGGAAAAACCUUUUUCCUGUUCGGUCUGCAAAACAAGUUUCAUCGUUCGUUCGGCGUUGGUUCAACACAUGAGAACGCACACCGGCGAGAAACCUUUUCUUUGUUCUUUUUGUGGCAAAACCUUCUCGCAGAAAGUCAGCUUGAUGACGCACAUGAGGAGACACACCGGAGAGAAGGUGUUCAGUUGCGACGCGUGUGAUGAGCGAUUCUUUCAUAAGUACCAGCUAAACAAGCACAAGUGUGCUGGUGAGGAAAGAGGCGGUAAAUGAACCAGCGGUCAAACGUACUUUAUGGGCAUUUGAUCAAAUGUUAUUUUUUUUAAAGUGCAUGCCUCUAAGCAGUGCAAAUAGUUUUGCGCUGUUUAUUUCAAAAGAUGGAUGCGCAUCAACAAAUCAUACCAAGGGAAGAGAAGUACAAACCCCGUUUCCAUAUGAGUUGGGAAAUUGUGUUAGAUGUAAAUAUAAACGGAAUACAAUGAUUUGCAAAUCCUUUUCAAGCCAUAUUCAGUUGAAUAUGCUACAAAGACAACAUAUUUGAUGUUCAAACUGAUAAACAUGUUUUUUUUGUAAAUAAUCAUUAACUUUAGAAUUUGAUGCUAGCAACACGUGACAAAGAAGUUGGGAAAGGUGGCAAUAAAUACUGAUAAAGUUGAGGAAUGCUCAUCAAACACUUAUUUGGAACAUCCCACAGGUGUGCAGGCUAAUUGGGAACAGGUGGGUGCCAUGAUUGGGUAUAAAAACAGCUAUCCAAAAAAUGCUCAGUCUUUCACAAGAAAGGAUGGGGCGAGGUACACCCCUUUGUCCACAACUGCGGGAGCAAAUAGUCAAAACAGUUAAAGAACAAUGUUUCUCAAAGUGAAAUUGCAAGGAAUUUAGGGAUUUCAACAUCUACGGUCCAUAAUAUCAUCAAAAGGUUCAGAGAAUCUGGAGAAAUCACUCCACGCAAGCGGAAUGACCGUGACAUUCGAUCCCUCAGGUGGCACUGUCAAAAACCGACAUUAAUCUCUAGAGGAUAUCACCACAUGGGCUCAGGAACACUUCAGAAUACCACUGUCACUAAAUACAGUUUGUCGCUACAUCUGUAAGUGCAAGUUAAAGCUCUACUAUGCAAAACGAAAGCCAUUUAUCAACAACACCCAGAAUCGACGCCAGCUUCGCUGGGCCUAAGCACAUCUAAGAUGGACUGAUGCAAAGUGGAAAAGUGUUCUGUGGUCUUAUGAGUCCACAUUUCAAUUUUUGGGGGGAAACUGUGGACGUUGUGUCCUCCGGAUCAAAGAGGAGAAGAACCAUCCGGAUUGUUCUUGGCGCAAAGAUGAAAAGCCAGCAUAUGUGAUGGUAUGGGGGUGUAUUAGUGGCCAAGACAUGGGUAACUUAAACAUCUGUGAAGGCACCAUUAAUGCUGAAAGGUACAUACAGGUUUUGAAGCAACAUAUGUUGCCUUCCAAGCAACAUUAUCAUGGACGCCUCUGCUUAUUUCAGCAAGAAAAUGGCAACCUACGUAUUACAACAGUGUGGCUUAGUAGUAAGAGUGCGGGUACUAGACUGGCCUGCCUGCAGUCCAGACCUGUCUCCCAUUAAAAAUGUGUGGCGCAUUAUGAAGCGUAAAAUACGACAGCGGAGACCCCGGACUGUUGAACGACUGAAGCUCUACAUAAAACAAGAAUGGGAAAGAAUUCCACUUUCAAAGCUUCAACAAUAAGUUUCCUCAGUUCCCAAACGUUUAUUGAGUGUUGUUAAAAGAAAAGGUGAUGUAACACAGUGGUGAACAUGCCCUUUCCCAACUACUUUGGCACGUGUUGCAGCCAUGAAAUUCUAAGUUAAUUAUUAUUUGCAAAAAAAAAU
This is a messenger RNA of Nerophis ophidion (straightnose pipefish), 2908 nucleotides long. Its product is annotated as gastrula zinc finger protein XlCGF17.1-like. Bases 425 to 1336 code for a protein of 303 amino acids. Lineage: Eukaryota; Metazoa; Chordata; Actinopteri; Syngnathiformes; Syngnathidae. The record is from RefSeq and is a predicted model, not a curated record. Gene Ontology annotation, biological process: regulation of transcription by RNA polymerase II. The transcript has 2 exons. Gene Ontology annotation, molecular function: RNA polymerase II cis-regulatory region sequence-specific DNA binding; DNA-binding transcription factor activity, RNA polymerase II-specific.